Molecule: messenger RNA, 1237 nt
Organism: Lolium rigidum
Lineage: Eukaryota; Viridiplantae; Streptophyta; Magnoliopsida; Poales; Poaceae
Exons: 7
Coding region: 67-1095 (342 amino acids)
Biological process (GO): chloroplast fission
Source: RefSeq, a predicted model, not a curated record
CGGCGCGGCCGGCUGUGCGCCCGGGCGGCGGUCGCGGGGCCGCCGGAGGUGGACGAGGACGAGGCGAUGAGCAUCGACAACCUCUGCCGCUUCUUCGACCUCAACGUCGGCAAGUGGAACGGCAUCUUCUACCAAUUCGAUGCGCACGGGAGGAUUCAGCAGGAGAUCACUACGCGGCUGUCCGUCAGCACGUACGGAGAGGGCGACCUCACCAGCCUCAUGCAAUCGCUGUAUAUCAAGCAGGCUUCUUCUGAGAUAACAUUUGUAGGCGAGGAGGAUCCUGAACCAGAGUGGGCCGAGUACAAAAUCAAAGAGACUAACAUGUUCACUGUAGAUAAAUAUCAACAGAUAGGGUUCUUUCAUGAACAGAAAGCAUUUGCACUGAGAUACCAGACUGCUGGAAUGCUGGAGACUGUUCUGCGAGCCGGUGUGCUUGGAGAAGAUGAUACCGGUGAAGAAUCCCCCAAGAACUUGAAGAUACCUUCUCGCAAACCAUCUAUUGUAUGUGAGAAUUGUCUUUACUCCCUCAAUGGCAAUGGUCGAGUGAGAGCUUUUCACAUAAGUGAUCCAAGCGGUGUGCUCGACACGCUUAUUGUUUUUCAUGAAAAUCAGGGCUCUGUAGUGCCACUUACCGACUCUUGGACUGAUGAUCCUGAGAUUUCAAGCAACGAUAGGAUAACUGCCCUGCUUGGAAGGUGGGAAGGUCAUUCGGUGACAAAGAGGAGCGGGGUGUAUGGAGCAACACUUGAUGAGGCCGAUACAGUUGUUCUCCUUGAAAUGGACAACGAUGGUCAGCUGAUUCAGGAUAAUAUUUCAACGAAAACUGGAACUAGCACAACAACAACGAUCCACUGGACAGGAGUAGCAAAUAACAACUUGCUUCAGUUUGAUGGAGGAUAUGAGAUUACUUUGCUACCUGGAGGGAUGUACAUGGGAUAUCCGUCAGACAUCAGCAAGUGCAUUGAACAGUUAGAUUCUUUUCAUUUGGAGUUUUGUUGGAUGGAAUUGCCAGGAAAGCGGCAGCGGCUUGUGCGGACUUUCGACGCGGCUGGUUUGGCUGUUUCAUCGACCUACUUCAUAGAAACCAAAGUAUGAGUCACUGAGUCACAACUUUGCUUAUUUUGUACCGAAAUGUAAUAGUACACCAAUUUUGUGAGCUUUCCAAUAAUCUCGCUGGUUAGUGUCAUGGUACAUUGUUCAGUACACGAUAAAUGAGUAUAUAUAGUUUCCAUGGAAA